Molecule: messenger RNA, 342 nt
Organism: Dacryopinax primogenitus
Lineage: Eukaryota; Fungi; Basidiomycota; Dacrymycetes; Dacrymycetales; Dacrymycetaceae
Exons: 2
Coding region: 1-342 (113 amino acids)
Source: RefSeq, a predicted model, not a curated record
AUGCCUAUCACCAUCACCAUGGAGCUCCCUGACACUCCUUACCUCAUUGCUGCUGCCUCCAUUGGUGCAUUUGUUGGCCUGGCCUUCUGGGUUUUUGAUGCCAGUCAUGGAGGAGUUUGCAGCAGCAUCAUAGCUGCUGCAAGCUAUAUUUGGGAGGCAAUUAAAGUUGUUUGGGUGUGGACCUCUAUGCAGGCCAUCACCCAAUUUGUGAAAGAUCUUGCUGCCCUUCUCCUUGCUCUCAAACCUGCCCUUGAUGCUCUUGCAAACAUUCUGGAAGAAAUGUGUGUGGUGGAGGAGAGGGGGAGGGCUUUGAGAGUAGGGGGAGUGGGAGUUGGAGUGUGA